AUGGAUAUUAGCGCCGCGCGGGUAACGCACUUGCGGAAAAAGAAGAAACAGGAAGUCUCCGCAUCCCGCGCGUUUUGCCCUUCUUGCAAGGACCCUGUGUCCAUUGAUAAUGAGGAUUCAUUUCGGUCUCACGUCCAAAACGAUCCACAAAAACAUGCAAAAUGGGUCACGGACGAGGAUAUUAUCGAGGCAUAUCACUUUGUAGUUCAAACGCAAACAGAACAAACACAUACAGAUCGUCCUCAGCCAGAGACUCGACCAGUCACCCACGACCAACUGGUGGCUGAAGUGAAGGGGAUAUAUGCUGGUCUUGUUAUGAUAGAAACCAAGUGCAUUGAACUGGACAAUGCUAAGCUACCCGACUCCGGUGUCCGCGAGUUGAGCAAGGAGCAGUGGCAAGCCUUGAUAAGUCUUCACCGAACACUAUUGGAGGAGACACUCCGAUCAGCCGGUCUACCGCUAUAUUGGCUUGCUUCUAAGAAUUCUAUACCCGCCCGUAUGUGGCGGCAUGAUAUCCAUUCUGUCUCUAAGCCGCUCCGACACAGACGACCAGCAUCCCUGGAUGGACCGAAGCAGAGGCACGUCCUGCCCAUAAAUCUGAAGGGCAAAACUCACCAUGCAUUAGCAGACACGAUGGCGUCUAAGAACGUCAUGUCUGAGGAACAUGCCACCUCCAUUGGCGCGGUCAUCGAUCGGGGUCCGGGGACACAGCAUACUUUUACGAAUGCUGUGGGAAAGUCUUUCCAAUCACUGGGCGAAACGACUAUAGAAGUUUCAUUCCCCGAUGAUCCUUUGAAGAAGAUCAAGCAGACAUUCGCGGUUGUGAAAAAUUGUGCGGCAGCAUUGGUUAUGGGUGAUCCUUUUUUAAGGAUGACGGAAACCCUCACGAAAUUUCGGCAUCGCCUGAAAAAGGUAGCUCCAACGGUGAAGAAGCGCUGGAGACUGUGUUAUAUGGACAUUCCUCAUCGCCAGCUAAGCUGUUCAAUCGCUGGGCAUUCUGUUUUAGCGAAUGCAGACACUGGUUCCGAAAUUGACUUACUGUCUUUGGAAUACACCAAUAUGCGCGGCUGGUCCAUCGAGAAGUUAGGACCGGAUGAUGGAUAUGUUGAGCUUGCCGACACAUCCAUUGCGAAGCUGACAGGGCAUGUUAAUGUCUGGCUGGACGUUGGUGGAAAGUCUACAUGGAGAACUUUUUACGUUCUAAACAGACUGCAGUGCGAUGUGCUACUAGGAGAUGAAACGCUCCAUAGUCUCAAUGCUUUCAGCCAGCAUGAAAGCUUAUUUGUAGAUCGGGAUUUCGUUGGGGGGCGUGCCGAAUUCCACGCAAUCAAGUGGAAGGAGAGAACGAACGAUCAUGUAAAUCAGAUCCUGGAAGACAAGCUCCCUCCAGAACUUGUGUCUGCAGCGCCCUCCCCAGAUGCGAAGAGGGGAAGCCUCUGGAAGCACCUAGUCAGUAAAGUAUCUGGCAUUUCAGCAGUAGAAGAUAUGAGAGGUGAGUAA
Messenger RNA from Clonostachys rhizophaga, 1500 nucleotides. The record is from the annotation of a GenBank genome assembly. Lineage: Eukaryota; Fungi; Ascomycota; Sordariomycetes; Hypocreales; Bionectriaceae.